Molecule: messenger RNA, 681 nt
Organism: Parnassius apollo (apollo)
Lineage: Eukaryota; Metazoa; Arthropoda; Insecta; Lepidoptera; Papilionidae
Source: the annotation of a GenBank genome assembly
AUGCCUCUGAUUGAUAUAACGAAUCCUGCAGUGAUUAUAUUUCUUAUAGAAAAUUACGAAAAAGAAAACCGACUGCGGUUAAAUUGGAUCCACAAACAUCGCGAGAAAAUUCAGCAAGCUGCUACUCUUAACCGAGAACCAACUAAUUAUUUUGAAACUGAUGUCAUUGCUCACACUAUGAUUGAAGGAUUGGCGACGACGACUAGAGACCAUAUUGUUGCUGGUAGUAAUAGAAGAAAGAAAGGUCUACGGGAUGGUAAAUUCAUACCAGGAGUCAAACAUUUACGUCACGGUCAUUCGAUAGUAGACGUCAAUCUUGGAGACCCAGCAAAAGACUGCAGACUUAAAAGACCCGAUAGUGAUUUAUCAUUGGAUCCAAUUAUGCGUCCAGUUGAUACGCAACUAAACGAAAUCAUCUAUAAACCAAAACCCGAAUUCGGCAGAAAACAGUAUUUGAAAAAACGUUCGGAAUCAUGGCUCGAGAAUAAAUACUAUUUCGCUGAAUGUUGCAAUUGGGAUUAUGGCUGGCGAAUGAAAGACAGUGCUCUUCAUCAGAAACCGUUGUACGGUAGAUGUUGGCAUCUUACGCGUAAUUUACGCUCUCGAGUCGGUCCUCAGCCUGACCCAUCCCAUUAUAAGUCAUCGGAGCUUCCAGGUCCAACUAAAUUCGUAAGCAUUUAA